UGUCAUGAUCUGAGAUGAUUGAGGGUUGAGUUGGUUGUUGCUUCGAAGAUACUGUGUCUGACUGUCUGUAUUUGUGUUUGGAAGGUUCUAGAAAAUGAGUGGAGCAGCGGAGAAAGAGAAAGAGAAAGGAUCUGGAACCACAAAGACCCCUGCUGAUUUCCUCAAGUCCAUUCGCGGCCGCCCCGUUGUUGUCAAGCUCAAUUCUGGCGUUGAUUAUCGUGGUAUCCUGGCUUGUCUUGAUGGCUAUAUGAAUAUUGCAAUGGAACAAACAGAGGAGUAUGUCAACGGGCAACUGAAGAACAAGUAUGGUGAUGCCUUCAUUCGAGGGAAUAAUGUUCUAUACAUUAGUACGUCAAAUAGGACUCUAGCAGAAGGGGCUUAGCGUAUCAUCUCAAACGCUUUUAUUUGGAAGACAUUCUUUUGUGUUUGAGUUCAACAGAUAAAGUAUGUUUUUUCGCUUCUGUUGAAAUCAUGGAACGGGAUUGAAAUCACGUUGAAGUAUAAUCGAAUGCAAUUUUUCUGAAUAUUAAAAGAAAUUGAAAUUAGGAUCCCAAUUUUCAUUUUUUUUUGUUUUUAUCGUUUUGGAAUUACGUAACUGAUAUGAUAUACAUGAAUUUAUUACAUAACUGAAUACCUAAACAUACAAUUACUUCUGUUCA
Arachis duranensis is the source of this 659-nucleotide messenger RNA. RefSeq names its product sm-like protein LSM6A. Gene Ontology annotation, molecular function: RNA binding. Bases 95 to 382 code for a protein of 95 amino acids. Gene Ontology annotation, cellular component: nucleolus; U4/U6 x U5 tri-snRNP complex; U6 snRNP. Lineage: Eukaryota; Viridiplantae; Streptophyta; Magnoliopsida; Fabales; Fabaceae. The record is from RefSeq and is a predicted model, not a curated record. Gene Ontology annotation, biological process: maturation of SSU-rRNA; mRNA splicing, via spliceosome. The transcript is spliced from 3 exons.